Molecule: messenger RNA, 635 nt
Organism: Camponotus floridanus (Florida carpenter ant)
Lineage: Eukaryota; Metazoa; Arthropoda; Insecta; Hymenoptera; Formicidae
Exons: 4
Coding region: 153-566 (137 amino acids)
Source: RefSeq, a predicted model, not a curated record
AUCUUUACAGAAAGAUACAUGAGAAAUUGGACAAGAUAUUACAGCAGACGAGCAAUAGAAGCCGAAAGCAUACACCUGAAAAGCCAGCAUUUUUACCAAUAUCAUCAAUAGCGGAUGUUGAAAAAUUUGAAACUGCUAAUGAUGAAGAAUAUAUGACAUUGGUGAAUUAUUUGAUUUUUAUUGGUGGCUUCAAUGCCAAAGAGAGCAUACAUUUAUGCGUAAAAGAGAUUUUUCAAGAUCGCUUAAUGACUUCAUACACUUGGUUUGGUCGUGAAAAUCAACGGCCAUUAUUUAAUACCCGCUUGGUUAAAGCUAUUUAUGAUGCUGUAUGCGAAAAUAAAAAUUUUGAAAAGCCGAUGCGGGCUACAUUCCAAAUGUAUAUGAGAGAUGCUGUGCGAACAGCCAAAAAAAGAAACAGAAAUAAAGUCCGUAACAACUUAGAUCGUGCACAAAGAGGCCAUCAAAAUAAAAGAGCACAUGAUCUGUGGAACGACGAACACGACGAAUACAACGAACACGAGGACGAGGAUGAGAUAGCACAAUCAGAAGGAACAGAAGAAAAUUAGGCAUUGCAGGAAAAACGUAUAUUGCACAGUGUUGCUGGACGGGCUGGAUUUUUCUGCGCAUGCGUAUGU